UAGAACUUCAUAUUUUUAUUUACUUGUGAUCUGAAUUGUUAUUUACAGUGGCUUUUUCGGUGGUUUUUGUUCAGAGGGUUUUAAUUUUUCUGCACGUUUUGUAUUCGUUCUCAGUAAUCCUUCGAAAAAUUGAGAUUUUUUUAUGGUGGGUUUCUGGGGGAGAAGUUGAGAUGAACCUUCCUCACUUCGUAAAUCUUAUGGAUGCUAAGAGCGGAAGGGUUCGUGAUGUGUCAGCUGUUGGCCAGCAAGAAACCUCGGAGAAUGUUUCUCGAGUUGAGAGCUUGAAUCAACGUGUCGAUGAAAUAUUUAUUGAAGUUGACAAGCUAGAGAAGAAAGUUAAUGAGAUCGAACAAUUUUAUUCCAAUUCAAACCCAAAGAAUUCUAACACGCAAAGAAGUGGCCCAACUUUGAAGGACAAAGACAGGGAGAAGCUUGCUGCAAACUUUAUGAAGAGGCAGCAAGAUUUAGCACGUAAGCAAGCGGAUGCUGCUAGGAGAAAGCAAGAUCUCAUGAAUCAGUUUGAGAGUAUAUUGCUUAAGAUGACUCAACUCAAGUGGGCAGCACCAUUUUUGAAACCUGUGGACGUGGUUGGGCUUGGUUUGCAUGACUACUAUGAGUCACAGGUUAUUGAGAAACCUAUGGACUUCAGUACGAUCAAGAGCAAAAUGGAGGCCAGGGAUGGUACCGGAUAUAAAAAUGUCCGAGAGAUAUGUGCAGAUGUGAGGCUGAUAUUUAAGAACGCUAUGAAGUAUAAUGACGAGAAGGAAGAUGUCCAUGUUAUGGCUAAAAGCUUGUUGGAUAAGUUUGAGACCAAAUGGCUGAAACUCCUGCCCAAAGUUGAUGAAGAUGAAAAACUGCGAAAAGAAGAGGAAUCCGAGAUGCAACUCGAUAUGCAGCUCGCUCAAGAGGUUGCUCAGGCCAAAUUGGUGAGACAUUUGGGCUUUGAGCUAGACAAGGUUGAUGCUCAUCUGAAAGAACUCAAAGAAAUAGCUCUUCAGAAAUGCAGAAAGAUGACGACUGAAGAAAAGAAACGACUGGGGACUGCUAUCACUAGGUUGGCACCCGACGAUAUCAACAAGGCUCUCGAAAUCAUUGCCCAAAAUGAACCUACCUUCCAAACUGCCGGAGAAGUUGUGGAAGUCGACAUAGAUGCUCAGAGAGAGUCCACCUUGUGGAAAUUGAAAUUGUUUGUCAAGGAUACUUUGCAAGCCCAAUUGGUCUCGAAAAACCCCACCUUGAACAACACCACGGACAGUGGCGUGAUUAAUCCGAUUGGAAGUAACAGGAGAAAACGAGAGUUGUGUGAUGCCCUUGCCAAGAACUCGCACAAAAGGAGCAAAAAGCUCCCCGGCUAACAAAAUAUUUCACCGUGUAAAACCUUGCCUAUUCAUGUAAAUUGAUUUGUGCUGUUGUAUAGGUGCAGUGCACUGUAAGAAGGUUUCUUAACCAUGUAUUUUCUGACUGGCUAGUAUGUUAAGAAAAAGAUGGAAUUUUCUGUGUUGAUACCUUCUUUUAAGUACAUGUGUGAAAUGUGUUGAAAGCGUUAAAGCUAUCUGCAUGGCGCAAAGUUUUCGUACUGCGCAAGUCACAGAUCUAAUGUACAAAAAUAAGCGUGAGCGCAG
This is a messenger RNA of Striga asiatica, 1622 nucleotides long. The record is from the annotation of a GenBank genome assembly. Lineage: Eukaryota; Viridiplantae; Streptophyta; Magnoliopsida; Lamiales; Orobanchaceae.